AAAAAUAACAACAUUUUUUGGGAGGUAUAGCCCAUAGUGAGCAGUGUAGGUCCAGUUUUCUGCUCUAUCUGUUUCAGUGUAGUUCCUGGUGUACAGAUAUCCGGGCAGAGUGAGAGCUCUUCACUUUUAAAUUCAGAUGCUAAUGUCUGCGCAUGCGCGACUAAAUAUAUUUGCGUGUCACGACUGCGCAGAGAUUGCGCCGUUAACUCAUUAUUUUAGGCUUUCUAAUAAUCAUUUUUUAGAUAUUUCACAAAUAUGUAUUCUCAGUAUUAUUCACAACUAAAUAUCUGUAUUUAACGUUACAUGUUGAAACAGAAAUAGAGAAGAUUAACCUCACUGCGUACCUUUUUUCCGUGAUGUCAGAGGUGAACUACAACUCCCAUGAGCCCUUGUGAUCAGGAAGGAGUGCGAUCUCAGAUUCAGACGUGUUCAACUGAAACAGGAGUUUGUGUUGAAGCUGAAGACCUCCGACUGAACACUAACUGCUAAUUAUUUUUUUGCCAAAAUGCGUUUAUCGGAGUGACACGUUUCCCAGCAGGUUUUCUUCAGCAGUAAACCAACAUGGGUCCUUUUGCUGCCAUUGUUCUGGUUUUUGUCGGCUGCUGCAGCAAUGUGGUGUCUCUGGAGCUGCUUGUAAGAGAGUUCCCAGGAUGUGGCAACAUCGUCACCUUCGCCCAGUUUGUGUUCAUCGCACUGGAAGGCUUCAUCUUUGAAACAAACUUUGGGAGGAAGAAACCAGCAAUCCCUGUAAGCAACUAUGUGAUCAUGGUGACGAUGUUCUUCACUGUCAGCGUGAUCAACAACUACGCUCUCAAUUUCAACAUCGCCAUGCCACUACACAUGAUCUUCAGAUCUGGAUCACUAAUCGCUAACAUGAUCCUGGGCAUCAUCAUCCUGAAGAAAAGGUAUUCAGCAAGCAAAUAUCUGUCUAUAGCUCUAAUUUCAGCCGGCAUCUUCAUCUGCACCAUCAUGUCUGCCAGACAAGUGAAUGUGGCCACCGAAGGAUCAGAAGAACAAGGCUUUUAUGCCUUCAUGCACUGGCUUAUAGGUAUCGCCAUGUUGACGUUUGCUCUGCUGAUGUCUGCGAGGAUGGGUAUUUUCCAGGAGACGCUGUACAAGGAGUAUGGAAAACACUCCAAAGAGGCUCUUUUUUAUAAUCACUGCCUGCCUCUGCCGGGCUUCCUGCUGCUCGCCACAGACAUCUACAACCACUGUGUCCACUUCAGUCAGAGCACCCCUGUAGUCAUUCCCGUGAUCGGCGCGACCAUGCCGAUAAUGUGGCUCUACCUGCUGAUCAACGUCAUCACACAGUACGUGUGCAUCCGCGGCGUGUUCAUCCUGACCACAGAGUGCGCCUCGCUGACGGUCACUCUGGUGGUGACCCUGAGAAAGUUCCUCAGCCUCAUUUUCUCCAUCCUUUACUUCCGGAACCCCUUCACGGCGUGGCACUGGGUGGGCACGGCAGUAGUCUUCCUGGGCACGCUGCUGUACACGGAGGUGUGGAGCAGCGUGCAGGCGGCUCUGCGUCGACCCGACGACAAGGAGAAGAAGGCAGAGUGAAGGAUGCAGGAAUGGAAGAAGAUCACUGUGUCGGUCAUGGACUUAAGAGAUUUGUUUUUGGUCGACUAUCAUGCAGCGAUUUUUAUACUGACACGUCUUUUAGUUUUCAUAUUUGACCGUUUAUAAUAUUAUUAGAUUAGACCCCUCACACACACACACACACACACACACACACACACACACAUACACAAGUUAGAGAUAAAGCUGGCAUAUAAUAUAUUUUUUUAUUAUCAACAAAUCCCAUGAAAAGACCAAAACAGCUGUGCUUCAGUCCGUCUCUCAGGACUUUCUGACUUCACCAGCCUGUGAUGUAAAUCCUUAAAAAUAGCAAAUACAGCUGAGCACUGUAGUUUUUAGCAAAUGUUACUCAAACAGUCGUAAAUUGUAUGUGUGUGUUUUUUUUUAUUUUCAGCCGCGGAUUUAAAGCACUACUGAGUAUUUACAAUAGCAGGACAUAAUGUGGCAUUGACUCAAAAUAAACUACAGAGCCCACGUUAGGGUUUUUUUUUGUCCUUUCAUGGGAUUUGUCUCUAAUAAGAAAAAUAAAUAUACACCAACCUUGUCCUCUAACAUUAGUACCUCAUUAGGAUUCAUAUAUGCAGAAUCAUGGUGCAACUCUCUUUUGUUUGUUUUUGUUCUUUUCAGUAUUUAUUUUUUAGAAGUGAACAACUGAUUUUCUCCAUAUUAACUCUCAUUUUAACAUCAGUAGCAUUACACACGACACAAUACUGUGAUGUUAAAUGGACAAACAUACAUUAAACAUUGAUUAAAGAGCAGCUGCAAUCAGGAUCUUUGAGAUACAGACUGAGGUAAUUUAUCAUUUAGUAUCGCUGUAUUUUUUUAAAAAUUCAUGUGUCCUCGUCAGAUUGUCUCAGGUGUUUUGUUCAGUACAAUAAAUCUUUACACUCA
Molecule: messenger RNA, 2469 nt
Organism: Thunnus maccoyii (southern bluefin tuna)
Lineage: Eukaryota; Metazoa; Chordata; Actinopteri; Scombriformes; Scombridae
Gene: slc35b4
Product: solute carrier family 35 member B4
Exons: 10
Coding region: 562-1560 (332 amino acids)
Biological process (GO): transmembrane transport
Cellular component (GO): endoplasmic reticulum membrane; Golgi membrane
Molecular function (GO): UDP-N-acetylglucosamine transmembrane transporter activity; UDP-xylose transmembrane transporter activity
Source: RefSeq, a predicted model, not a curated record